GUCGAUUGUUCAAUGGAGAAGUUUUGGCGCAACGAUCGUGGCGUCAGCAGCCAGCUUUGUCGAUAAUGCAAGACUAGCGGAGAACAUGGCGGGCUGCCUUGUGAACGUACCUAGUACCUGGUACCUAGUAGUAGGGUCUUCCACAAAUUGUGCACUUGACUUCAGAGGCUGUUCCUACCACGUUUCUACAGGAUUGAAGGCGCACUGUUGCAUGGUCAAGGCCUCAUCAAGCCCUUCUUUGAAGAUUUGGGAAGUGGGUUUGCAAGGUCACAGCCCUGAAAAUUGGACCGGCAGGAUUUGCGGGUGCUCCGGUUCCGUACCUUCCCAGCCCUUGAGUUGGUAAAAGCAGAUUCUGGGCUGCCUGCUGCUGGCCGUCUCUUGAAAUAGUGCUGGGCAGUACUUCCCAAGGGCAACCCUGAAUGUAGCCUGAAGCAAUUCUUGGAAAGUGAGGCCCUUCUGAGCAUGCUCAAAAGCUGGCAAGCUGCCGAAGUUGCUCCACUUGUCUCGUGGGGCAAGAGUCUAUUGACAAGAAGUUGAAAGGGAUCUUCAGAGAGCCAGGGCAUGAAUGCCUAAGCAGUGGUUUACCUCGAGUUCAUAGAUAAAGCCAAGGGAUUGCAGCACACCAUAGCAUCCAGGCAUAAAGCAAGACAAAGCAGGGAGCACUGGGCGUGAGCUCAAUAAUACGAGGGGCAUUUUACCAGCAUGAGCACAGGACAGUGACUGCUUGCUUCGUAAAGUAGCUCAGGGAAGAGCAGUUUGCUGCUGCAGGUGUUAAGCGCAGCUCACCAGGCAGAGCUCCCGCAUUUCCCCAGUGCUAUAUCAGAAUGGAGGCUGAGGAGUUGGCCAUUGUCCUCAGCCGCGCGAGCGACCUCCACAUCAAAAUUUCCGAGGCCAUCGAGCGCUCCAUGAAGUCGCAACGCGUGUCCGCCGGGUCCGACAGCCCGAGCACCGUUCUAGACACCGUCUCCUCGGAAAACAGCGCGAGCGGUUCUCCCAGGGUUAUUGAUUUCAACUAUGAAUCCACCCCCCUCUCGGACAGCAAGCCUUGGCAGGGCCCCAGCAAAGAGGCGAGGAGUUUGGUGGCUAUCAGAGAAGCCUUGGAGACGCUGGAGGUGCAACUGGAAGAUCUGCAGAAACUGCAGGCGGUGCAGAUGCAGGAGCGGGAGAAUGCGCUGGCGGAGCUUGAGGAGAGCCGCAGGAUGCUGCUCAGGCGGUUGAGGGAGCACCAGGGAAAGGAAUGGGAGGUUGUCAACGAAGCGCUUGCUUUCGCUGGGGAGCCCGUCGAGGAUCUUGCCGAAGACGACGACGACUUUCCGGAAGACGAAGAAAACGACCUUGAAGACGAAGAAGCUUUCGAGGGCUCUCCAGAAAUCGGAGAAAACACCGGUGCCGAGGAGGAGCCAACAACCCCGGUCACCCCGCCAAGCGUUUUUACGCACGCCCUAGAAGGGAGGGGGUCAGACCCCGUUUCCAAUCUGGAAGCGAGUUUGAACCUGGUUGCGGAUGACCCGGAAGAGGAGGAUAAAGAAGCGGAAAGCGGGGGCCCGUUGCCCGGUUUCGGCAAGGCGCUUCUGAGCGUGUUGGGGGCGGGGCUGGCCGCCGCGGCGGCCGUUGCGGCGUUCAGUUUCGCAAAGGAGAAAGGUGGGGCGUACGGCGCUAACGAGAUCCGGCGCGAGGCUCCGACUGCGACGUUGUCCAACUGGGCGCUGCAGAGGGAGAAGAGCGGGCUGGGAGCCCAGCGCGAUGGGAUGCCGCUGUGCACUGUGAGGGAGCGGACAGUGAGCCCAGUGAAGAAGGGGCGGUCGGCGGACGUGCUCCUGGCGAGGGGGUGAGAAGCGGGCUAACCCAGGGCGGUUAAGGGUCUGACCUGGGGAGGCUGAGGCCUCCGCUUGGCAAGGUAAAUGGCUGAUCGACAAUCUUGUGAAUGAUGAGAGGGGCGGCAUGCCUUCCUUCAGAGUUUCCGCUGUUACUAUUUGUCGCAAAAUUGGCGGCUGCGACUCAGCCCAGUAGGGCAAGAAAGCAAAUAGGAGAGUGAGCCAGUUGAGAGCUAGCUUGAGGGCUGGCUUGGGGGCUCGUCUUUCCCGUGUGAGAACAUUCACGGACGGCCGUAGUGUAACGUGACAGAAUACAGGGGGUGAGUGGGAGGUAGAUGUGGACAUACAAGUGGACUAAGCGGCAAGAGAGGUUGGAACCGGUUUGACACGGAUUUCUGCAUCCUUAGGCUAGAGUAGGACGGGUAGGUUAGGGGUUCGAAUCUGCAUGAAAGCAAUGCAAGUAGAGGAGAGCAAGCCGCCAACAAAUUCGUUGAGAGGUUGGGGUGAAUGUUUGCUCUGACAUGUGACUUCAAAGAUUGGGGUUGGUGUUUCGCAUUGCUUUAGUGUCACAGACGCCUACUUCUAAGAUGCCGCACUUCAAGUAUUCCAAGCGACCACUGCCAAUGAUAAGUUUUGCGUAUAAUCAAUGACCAUUCGUAACGCUUGUGUGGCAACCAUGUAAAUCGGCAACAAACGUGGC
Klebsormidium nitens is the source of this 2514-nucleotide messenger RNA. The record is from the annotation of a GenBank genome assembly. NCBI's taxonomy places the organism in Eukaryota, Viridiplantae, Streptophyta, Klebsormidiophyceae, Klebsormidiales, Klebsormidiaceae.